Messenger RNA from Pygocentrus nattereri (red-bellied piranha), 2382 nucleotides. RefSeq names its product serpin peptidase inhibitor, clade B (ovalbumin), member 1. The transcript is spliced from 7 exons. Gene Ontology annotation, biological process: negative regulation of endopeptidase activity. NCBI's taxonomy places the organism in Eukaryota, Metazoa, Chordata, Actinopteri, Characiformes, Serrasalmidae. Gene Ontology annotation, molecular function: serine-type endopeptidase inhibitor activity. The record is from RefSeq and is a predicted model, not a curated record. Bases 180 to 1322 code for a protein of 380 amino acids.
GGCUGAAAGACCCUCAUCGCUGACUGAGAGAGUUUGGGUGUGGCGUCUCUGGGCGUUCACCGCCGCUGUUGGUAUAAAGUGCGCGUUCACGCUGUCAGAGUCUCGCUGUGCACCACCCACCAGGAAGAGCAGGAUUCACCAGGAAGAGCCUCCGUAUAUUGGACAUUCCUAUAUUCACCAUGGAUAGUCUGACCAAGGCUAAUGGCACCUUCGCCCUGGACCUGUAUCGGGUGUUGAGUGACAGUAACCCAGGAGGGAACAUCUUCUUUUCACCACUGAGCAUCAGUGCAGCGCUCAGUAUGGUCUACUUAGGAGCAAGAGGGACCACUGCUAAAGAAAUGGCCAAAGUCAUGUCCUUCAGUUCACUCCCUGAUGUUCACAUUCAUUUCAAGAACCUCAGCUCUGUAAUAAACAGCCCCAAAGCCUCCUACAUCCUCAGGCUGGCCAACAGGCUCUAUGGAGAGAAGAAUUUCAAAUUCUUACCUGAGUUUGUGAAGUCUACUCGGCAGCUGUACCAAGCUGACCUGCAGGCAGUAGACUUCAUUGGAGCAUCAGAUGAGUCACGGAAGCUCAUCAACCAGUGGGUAGAAGAGCAGACAGAGAGUAAAAUCAAGGAUCUUCUGAAGCCAGGCAUGGUCACUGCAAUGACUCGACUUGCCCUAGUCAAUGCUAUCUAUUUCAAAGGCAACUGGCUGCAGAAAUUUAAUGCUGAAGAUACCAAAGAGGUGCCCUUUAAGAUAAAUCAGAAUGAGAGGAAACCGGUGCAGAUGAUGUUCCAGAUGCACAAGUUCCCCUUCGCGUACAUCCCUGAGUACAAACUGCAGGUGCUGGAGUUGCCAUAUGUGCAGGAAGAGCUCAGUAUGCUGGUGCUUCUCCCACAGGAGGCUGAGGAUGGCUCUGACCCACUCCAGAAGCUGGAGAGUGAGCUGACAUUGGACAAGCUCCGUGAGUGGACCAACAGAGAAAACAUGGAUACAGGAACAGACAUCAUCGUCCAUCUGCCAAGAUUUAAACUGGACGAGGAGAGCUCUCUGGAGGGGGUCUUGACCAAGAUGGGCAUGAGCUCUUUGUUCCAGGCAGCUGCUGCAGAUCUGACAGGGAUGAGCAGUGACGGGGGCCUGUAUUUGUCAGCAGUGGCCCACAAAGCCUUUGUGGAGGUGAAUGAGGAAGGUACAGAGGCUGCAGCAGCCACAGCUGGCAUCGCUGCUUUCUGCAUGUUGCGAGAGGAAUUCUUCAUCGCAGACCACCCCUUCCUGUUUUUCAUCAGACACAACCCCACUAACAGCAUCCUCUUUCUUGGUAGAUUCAGAGGCCCACAAUAAAGAUGUAGUGUUCUCUUACGCCAUGAAAAAAUGAAUGGUUUUAAAAUGUUUUCAUUAAAACGUAAAAAAAUAAUAACUUCAGCUAAAAAUUAUGCGUUCAUUUGAAUGUGUGUUGGGAAUAUAAUGUAGCCAUUUUGGAGAGUUAUUUAACAUUUAGUUGAAGCGACACCAAAUAAUAUUAAAAACUCUAGAUAGAAUUUAGGACCACAUUCAUAUUCUGAGGUAUGAAAGCAAGAGUCAGAGGCUUAAAUAAAAAUUGUUUUAGUUUUUAUUAUACAGAAGCAUUUGACUUGUUUGUAAGUAGGAUAUUUGCACUUGGCAAAUAAGGCAUUUAAGGGCAUCUUAUUUGAAAUAAUUAAGAUUUUUCCAUACAGGAAAUAAAGUAGACGAUUAUGCAUGAAAGUAACACUCACACACCUUACUUGGAGUUUUCAAAUUAAUUUGAUUUAUCUACAAGCACACAGCUGCAUAAAACUGUAUCAUUAAACAAUACAGUGCAUAUAGGUGGUGAUGUCUGCAGUUAUUAGACUCGUUGGUUUUGCUAAGAACAUUCUCUGACUAAACAUUGAACAACAUUCUGUCAGAAAGCUAAAUUUCUUCAUACACUUAAUACACAGUUUGAAAGAUUCACUUUUUAAUAAAGCAUUUUUUUCUUGUGUAGAUUAAUUCUGUAAUCUUUCCUCAUUUCUGAGGGAUCACUUUUCCAACUAGAAUAUUCUGGAAACCAAUUAUUAUGUUAAUAAAUCGCUAAAUAUAAAUAAAAAUAAGCAAAAAUACUUUAUUGUAGUCUGCAAAGCAAAAUGGUAACACUUUACAAAACAAUUGUUAAAUUGCUUUUACAGACACUAUUAUACACUGUGAUGCAGUAUUCUCCAGUAGAUGUGCUUUCAAGGGACUUUAAGCGUUGAUGUUUGUAGACUUGGCUAUAGCAACCAGAAAUAAAUCUGCACUAGUGCUGUGCCCAUAGAAUUUGAAGUGCUUCAGUGCCUUUGCUUGCAUGGUAUAUAUUUUCAGAAAAAUGGAACAGAAAACUGAAUAAAGCAGUCUUUGCACCGAAAAA